Molecule: messenger RNA, 4537 nt
Organism: Pogona vitticeps (central bearded dragon)
Lineage: Eukaryota; Metazoa; Chordata; Lepidosauria; Squamata; Agamidae
Gene: TSHZ1
Product: teashirt zinc finger homeobox 1
Biological process (GO): regulation of transcription by RNA polymerase II
Cellular component (GO): nucleus
Molecular function (GO): DNA-binding transcription factor activity, RNA polymerase II-specific; DNA binding
Source: RefSeq, a predicted model, not a curated record
GCCUCUUGCCAGGAAAGCCUGUGAUGUUUCUGUCUUCACAGCAUUACUCUUAUGUUCCCGAGGAAGAACUGAAAGCAGCAGAAAUUGAUGAAGAUACUGUUGAGGAUGAUGGGCUACCUCUGGACAGCCAGGAAACUGAGUACAUGUGCACUGAUGAAACAGAGAUCAAAGAGGCUCAGAGUUACCAGAACUCCCCAGUCAGCACAGCCACAAAUCAGGAUGCUGGUUACGGUUCACCAUUUAGUGAAAACAGUGACCAGCUGGUUCUUUUCAAAAGCACUUCCUCCAAAGACGAGAGGGAAGAUCACCAGUGCUUGGACAAUGCGUCCUAUCCACAGGACAGCUUGGCACAAAUCAAAGCUGUAUAUGCAAAUUUACUGUCAGAGUCUUGCUGGUCCAGUUUGGCUUUGGAUUUAAAAAAAUCAAAGAGUAAUGAAAACAGCCAGAAGGAAAAUACCACUAAUAGCAGCAGCUCUAGUACCAAUACUCCAAGUACCAAUACUCCAAGUACAAGUACCAGUACCAGUACUAGCACCACAACAAGUAUCAGUAGUACUAGUAACAGCAACAGUAACAGCAACAGUGGUGGCUCAGGUUAUGACUGGCAUCAAGCUGCAUUGGCCAAAACUCUGCAGCAGACCUCAUCAUAUGGACUUCUCCCAGAACCUAGUCUGUUUAGCACAGUGCAGCUUUACCGGCAAAACAAUAAACUGUAUGGUUCUGUGUUUACUGGUGCCAGUAAGUUUCGGUGCAAAGACUGUAGUGCAGCAUAUGACACACUGGUGGAAUUAACGGUGCACAUGAAUGAAACUGGACAUUACCGGGAUGACAACCGAGAUAAAGAAGCUGAGAAGACCAAACGGUGGUCAAAACCCAGAAAGCGAUCACUUAUGGAAAUGGAAGGCAAAGAGGAUGCCCAGAAAGUGCUCAAGUGCAUGUACUGUGGGCAUUCAUUCGAAUCUUUGCAAGAUUUGAGUGUCCAUAUGAUAAAAACAAAGCAUUACCAGAAAGUGCCUCUGAAGGAACCAGUACCAGCCAUCACCAAACUGGUGCCUUCUACCAAAAAGCGAGCACUUCAGGACUUAGCUUCACCUUGCUCACCUGAGCCAACAACAAUCCCAUCAGAGACAAUGCUUAGUGAAGCAGCAAAGGAUCAGAAAACUGCCAACCCGUAUGUGACUCCAAACAACCGCUAUGGCUAUCAAAAUGGUGCUAGCUACACCUGGCAGUUUGAAGCCCGCAAAGCCCAGAUACUGAAAUGCAUGGAAUGUGGCAGUUCACAUGACACUUUGCAGCAGCUUACUGCCCACAUGAUGGUCACUGGACAUUUUUUGAAAGUAACUAAUUCCGCCUCUAAAAAGGGAAAGCAGCUCGUUCUGGAUCCUGUGGUAGAGGAGAAGAUACAAUCCAUACCUUUACCACCCACCACCCACACGAGAUUACCAGCUGCAAAUGUUAAAAAGCAGCCAGGUUCUCCUGCUGGAUCUACUACAUCUGAAGAAAAGAAGGACCCAGAGAAGGAAAAAGUGAUUGUUCCUGAAAAUGACAAAAAAAUUAAAGAAGAGAAUGAGGAUUCUGUUGAAAAAUUUGAGCCCACAGCAGUCUACCAGUACCUAAGAGAGGAAGAUUUAGAUGAAAGCCCGAAAGGUGGGAUAGAUAUAUUAAAAUCCCUGGAAAAUACGGUGACAACAGCGAUAAGCAAGGCUCAGAAUGGUGCCCCUUCGUGGGGAGGCUACCCCAGUAUUCAUGCAGCUUACCAGCUUCCAGGGUCUGUCAAGCCCAUUCAGCCAGCUGUGCAGAGUGUUCAGAUGCAGCCAUCAUACGCGAGCAGUGUGAAAUCUUUGUCUUCGGAACACAGUGCACUGAUCCACUCACCAGGGAGCCUGACACCCCCUCCUCACAAAAGCAAUGUCUCCGCAAUGGAAGAGCUAGUGGAGAAGGUCACCGGCAAAAUCAAUAUUAAAAAAGAGGAAAAGCCUGCAGAGAAACAGAAAUGUUCUCCAGUCAAGCCAUUGUCACCUGCUGCUAAGGAGAACAAAGACUUUCCCAACUCAGAGGAAACCAACAAGCUGCCGCCCCCGCAGCAGCAGCCACCGCAACAACAGCCGCCACAAAAAAAGAGUGCUGAAAUGGAAGGUCAAAAGGUCAAAAAGGACAGUCCAGGAGAUUCUCAUGCUCUUAAUGGUACUGAAUUAGCAAAAGCGAAAGUGACAAAUGGCUGUAGUAAUUUGGGUAUCAUAACAGAUCACUCCCCUGAACCAUCAUUCAUUAACCCUCUGAGUGCUUUACAGUCCAUCAUGAAUACACAUUUGGGCAAAGUAUCUAAUCCUGCAAGUCCUUCUUUGGACCCAUUGGCCAUGUUGUAUAAAAUCAGCAACAGCAUGUUGGACAAGCCCAUUUACCCAACAACUCCAGCCAAGCAAGCAGAUGCCAUAGACCGGUACUAUUACGAGAACAGUGAUCAACCUAUCGAUUUAACGAAAUCGAAAAACAAGCCCCUUGUUUCCAGUGUGACUGAUUCUGUCUCCUCUCCUCUGAGAGAAAGUGCCCUAAUGGAUAUUUCUGACAUGGUGAAGAACCUCACAGGGCGCUUGACUCCCAAGUCUUCAACUCCAUCUUCUGUGUCAGAAAAAUCUGAUGCAGAUGGAAGUAGUUUUGAAGAGGCUUUGGAUGAACUGUCCCCAGUACACAAGAGAAAAGGCAGACAAUCCAACUGGAACCCUCAGCAUCUUCUGAUCCUUCAAGCCCAGUUUGCUUCCAGCUUGAGGGAGACUCCUGAAGGCAAGUAUAUAAUGUCGGACCUAGGCCCCCAGGAGCGGGUACAUAUCUCUAAGUUUACUGGUCUUUCCAUGACCACAAUUAGCCACUGGCUGGCCAAUGUGAAGUAUCAAUUAAGGAGGACAGGUGGAACUAAGUUUUUAAAGAAUUUGGAUACAGGUCAUCCUGUUUUCUUUUGCAAUGAUUGUGCCUCUCAGUUCAGGACUGCAUCUACGUACAUAAAUCACCUGGAGACACAUUUAGGGUUCAGUUUGAAGGACCUGUCCAAAUUACCACUAAAUCAGAUUCAGGAACAGCAGAAUGUUUCAAAAGUCCUCUCAAAUAAGACUUUAGGUUCACUUGGAAUUGCUGAGGAGGACUCAGGCUCCACAUUCCAGUGUAAGCUCUGUAACCGAACUUUUGCGAGCAAGCAUGCAGUAAAACUGCACCUUAGUAAAACACAUGGCAAGUCCCCUGAGGACCAUCUGAUCUAUGUGACUGAGUUAGAAAAACAUUAGCGUCCAGGUAAGCAGCCAGGUAUGCAAGUGACCACAGGAACAUUGCACUAAACUUCUUCAUAGUACUGCACUAGGCCUGACCUGAGCCUCUGAAAUCAGUCUUACUUUUGUUGCUGAACUGCCUAUCUGGACCUUGGUUUUUCUUACAUAAAUUUUGUAGUUAUAUUUAUAUGCUCUUUGUCUGAUCUGUGCAUGUUUUUUAAAAUUUGUUUUUUCCCCUUUCCUUUCUUUUUUUUCUGUGAGUCAAAGUCUGACCUUUAUUUUCAACAUCUGUCCUUGAUGUUAACCUAUCUUUUGUAGAAUAUAGUGGGAGACACUAUUGAGAGCCGUUAAUUUAGCCGUAAAGAAAGACACAAAGAACAAUAACAAAAAGACACCCUAAAAUUGCAAAGUUGCCAUGACAAUAAAGGUCACAGAACCCUGUGGUGUCAGUUUUUAACCCUCUGAGGAUCAUAAUAGCAUUUCUGUGCCUUUCCCAAAAGAAGUUAAUGUUAUUUUUUUAAAGGCAUUUCAUCCUAACAGAGCUGGGUCAAAAACAAAACUUACAUUUAAUAAAUUUAAAUGUUAAAAAAGCCUUUUAAAUGCAGUCUGAUUUGUGAAGAAUAAAAGCAUGCAGCUCUUUAAUAAUGAUGAAAAUCUAUCGAGUGCUCAAGGGGUUAGAAAACCGCAACCAUGUUUAAGAACAUAAAAAUAAUAAACCAAGUUGCCACUAUGCUGAAACCCUUUGGAUGCUGAGAAUUGCCUCUUGGUUGGCAAAAACAAAAAAACAAAAAACAAAAAAAGUAUGCAAGUUAUUUAACAAUGUAAAAAUGCUAUUUCUUUUUCCUGUAAAAUACUGCAGUUUAUAGUUAUUUACAAAUGUAAGCUUUGGUACAAGCUGACCUUUCUAUAGUGUGCUGCACUGGUACAUGAAAAUGAAACAAUAAAUAAAUGAGGCAAGUGUUGGAUUAAGUUCCUUGUAAAUUGCCAACAUCAGCUUACUGAAAAAAGUACAUGUUACAUAUCGUACCAUUUUAAACUGUUCAACUUCCUUUAUACCUUCUGGCUGUAUGCUUUCUCUUUUAACUUUUUAUAUUGUCAUUUUAUAUUCAAUUUCUGUGUAUAUAAUGUAAAACCACACUUUUUUGAAUAAAAUUUAGUUCCUGCAGCUUGAGUUAAAUAGAGAAAUUUUACCGGCACCUGCAUCUUCCCAGAUGCAUGUACGCAAAGGAACUAUCUGACAAAAUAAAUAAAUAAAAAUAAAGCAAGCAAUGCACUAUGAA